AAAAGUAACAAUUAGCAUGUCGCAAUUAUUUCCAAACAGAUAAAUAAAUUAAAAAAAGGAAAAAGCAGGGAUAUACUGUAUUUAUAACGGAAAAUUCUACCAGCCUAGAAGUAAGAGCUUAGGCCUUCAAAAACUCAAAUAUUGUAACGUCAAAUUUGAUUGGAAACCAAUCAAGUGACGUCACAAUAAAUCAAAAUUCAAUAAAAGCGAAAAAUUCCCAUUCAACUUCACACUUGAUUUAAAGUGCCGUUCUGAGCAUACGAUCAGAGCUAAAUACCGAGUGAUACUACGAGAUUUUCUAUUGCUGUCUACAUAAGAAUCAGCAAUGUCGAAUACGAGUCGAAGGAGACCGAAAAAUGGGUACGUUGAGGUGAAAGGCGAGCUGUCCAAAAUAAGACUGGAUAUGCAGGCGUUAGGCGGAAAGCUGAACACGGUUGAGAAAGACAAGGAAAACCUUCGCUGCAUCAACCAUGCAUUGCUUGAAAAGAUCAAAGAAGAAGCAGACAAGGACUAUCCACUCAAGGUUAGUAAAUUUAAUCCGCUACAAAUGAAAAGUGUGACUCUCUAAGUACAAAUAAUAAUUGUUUAAAUAAUGAUGGACAGGUAAACCAAGAAAAUAAUCUACAGGCAUUUAAAAGAAAUAUUGCCUGAUAAAGAUUGAAUAUGUAGACAUAGAAAAAUAACAAGUGGCAGGAUAAUUGCAGCAAAUUAUAAAUUGCUAGAGAAGUAUAUUUUAUAGAAAACUAUCUAAAUUUGUAUAAAAGUGAAGUUGUUAUAAAUAUUGCUGAUAUUUUUAAAAAAUUGAUUUUAUUUCAUUUCUAGAUAUUACAGCUGAAUAGAGAUCUCAUGAUGGAGCGUGAGAGAUUCACACUUUCAGAGCAAAAAUUGGUCGAGAACCAGAUCCUUACAAUACUGAUUCAAGAAUACUUUGGAAUAUCCAUUGAAGAAGAUGGAAGCAAAACUCCAUUAAAAAAAGAGGGUGUUGUGAACAUCCUUAAGGUGAGUUUAAAUUUAGAAGGAAAUUGAGCAAAGUAGAAGCGACAUUCUAGUCAUGGUAGCUAAAUAAAAGUUGAAUAAUUGUAACAAUUGAAAAAUAAAUUAAUUUUGAAGUCAAAUACGGAUUGGAUUCACUUUUGAUUUAUAUUUAUCAUUACGCAAUGCAUUCAAGGUUCACAUUUUAUUUUCAAGGAUAAUCCACAUUCUAUUCUAUAUUUUCAAAUUCAAAAAAGAGUAGCUUUGGUACGAUUAUUAAUUCGAUGCUAUAGUUUAUCAAUACAAAAGUUUUCACUUUUUUCAAUAGCUUGUUAAGAACAAAUGUGAUGAGGAAAAAGAGCUGCUCAGAUUGAAAAUUGAGGACAGUCUUGAGCGUGAGCUUGUCCUUAAUGAAGAAGUGAAAUCAUUGGAAGAAGAAAAGCGAAAAUUUAGAGAAGAAAAGAUGGCGGAGUCGCUAAGCAGUCAAGCGAUUAUUGGGUCUUUGGAGGAGCUGGUUCAAGAGGAGAAAGAGGAUCAUGAAAUUAUGGUGCAGAAACUACAAAAUGAGGUAAGAAGAAUUUGAUGUUAAGUUGUUAGAACUUGUCAUGUCUUUGAUGCUUGAUGAUAGACUAAAGUAGGAUGUUUUCUGAGUUUGCAAGUUAUACAAUCAGCUGAAUGAAAAAAAUAACUGGAUGAUAUGGUUGAUGGUUGAUAUAGCAUUUAGACUUGGUUAAAGCAAAUGAUUUUUUCUACAGCUGACCAUCUCCAGAGACCAAGAAGCAGCACAAAGUGGACAAAUUUGUGAAUUGAAGCAGCAAGCUUUGUCCGCCAAUGAAAAACUCUCAGAAAGCAAUGCAAAGAUUAACACACUUGAAAAAGAAAAGGCUGAACUGGAAAUGAAAGUCAAAGAAGUCAAGGGGAAAGUAAUGAUGCUUGAGGAAGACGCUUCUAACAAUUUGGCAAAAUUGAAGGAACUGUCCAAUGAAGUGUCGGAGUGGAGAUCAAGAGCUGAAGAAUCUGGGGAUAGAUGUUUGUCACUAACGAAGAAGCUUUUAGAGACGGAGCAACAAGAGAAACUAAUCAUGCUACAGCUAUCCGAGAAAGAACACAGAGCUGAAAAGCUGCAGCAAGCGACAGUUCUUCUAGAGAAUGAGGUCGAAAGCACCAAACAACAGCUCAGGGCGACACAGCAAAGCCUUAAAGAGGCAGGCGAUAACUACAAAGAAGCAUCCUCAAAUUUGAUGGAAAUGACUUCUGAAAUGAGCUGUUGGAAGACACAAGCUGAAGACUUAGAGUCGAAGCUAUUGAUUAUGGAAGGAAAUGUAAGUUGAGUUAUAGCUAGUUGACUGGAUAUGAACACCUUUGUUUUUCUUAUAAAUGCAUAGUCCCAAGCCAACUUAUUGAAUUAUUGCAGGAAAUACCUUCUUAAAAACCAGCGUACACAUUGGCGUAGUAAAUUUAAAACAUAGAGUAUUGGAAAUGAUAAGUGCUAUAGUUUUAGAUAUACGAUCUGCUUUCAUACAUCUCUACAAUGUUCUUUACCCCUUCUUCAAAUCUUAGUGUAUAUUAUUUCUUCUUUAA
Rhopilema esculentum is the source of this 2553-nucleotide messenger RNA. NCBI's taxonomy places the organism in Eukaryota, Metazoa, Cnidaria, Scyphozoa, Rhizostomeae, Rhizostomatidae. The record is from RefSeq and is a predicted model, not a curated record.